Bradysia coprophila is the source of this 1762-nucleotide messenger RNA. It is a transcript of the gene Drep2, whose product is annotated as DNA fragmentation factor-related protein 2. Gene Ontology annotation, biological process: regulation of apoptotic process; apoptotic process. The record is from RefSeq and is a predicted model, not a curated record. Lineage: Eukaryota; Metazoa; Arthropoda; Insecta; Diptera; Sciaridae.
AGAAUACGGAAAAUUGUUAAAUGUUUUAAAUGUCUAACAACGUACAGUCUGCGUAUACAAAACUCAAAAUAUUCGAUGUGAUAAUUAAAAAGAAAAUAACCGGAGCCUUUCAGUUGCAGCUAAAUAUUUUUCGAUUAAAUUUUGUUUUAUCGGUACACACGCGCUCGGUUUGACAAAAAAAAAAUUGUAAACAGAACUAUGUGGUCGGCAGCAUUGUGUACACUUGGUGUUACUAAGCCUAUUUGGGGAUGUACGUGUUUGAAUUUUCGUCAAGGAUUGGCAGCGGAGUCUCGUGGGAAGAGGCCCCUGAAGAUUUGGGAUAGUUAUAGGACCAUCCGAAAAGGACUCGUUGUUGGCAGUUUUGAAGAAUUAUUGGUUAGAGGCAAAGACAAACUUGGCGUUUCAGCCUCGGAAUCAGUGAGGCUUGUUUUAGAGUGUGACGGAACACAGGUGGAAGAUGGUGAAUAUUUUAGAACAUUGGCAAAUAAUACGGUGCUAUUACUCCUGAGACAAGGAGAGCGAUGGUAUCCAACUGGGGUCGAUGUCAUUAAAGCUGCGAUAUCAGCUAUACCUAAAAUCGUCUGCGAGACGAUACAUGCGUUAGAAUUGCAUGAUGAGACGCCAUCGUGGAAGAUCAUGGAUAAUAAAGGUCGCGUCACCGUUGUCCUGCAUUGGGACCAACGGCAAGGUGGUAGCAGUAACAGUGGAGGCGGCAUUGGAGCGAGUAGCAGCAGUUCGAUCAACAUUAAUGGUCUGCAGUCCGACAAAUAUUCACCAUCCAAAAUGGGAUUAUCGGCACAGAAUUCUUUGGACAAAUCAUCAUCAUCUCAACAACGAUUUCCUAGUCCGCAAAUAACCGUCAUAAAUCAUGACGAUCAGCAAUCAGCUUUAUUUCAUCAAGGUCGUCGCCUAUCGAGACAAAGCGGCUCAUUUGACAGUGCCGUCGGUGCUGUACACGUGCACACACCGGAAUGUGCUCACCACGCACACACGCCAAGCCGAGCUGGUUCGCCCAGUGCGGCCGAAUGUGAUUUUCACUGUUGUGCACUGCACGAAGAAGGCCGUAAAAUUGCUGUGCACAAAAGUGUGGCUACAUCACCGAUACAAGAUGGUAGCUGCAGUCCUCAACCGAAUCCUAGUAACUUAUCUGAUCCUAGUACAAUGCAACGACGACCAUCGACAAGCAAAGGUCACGUUCGAUUUUUGGACAUCGGUCCCGAGCGCGACAGUUCCGAAAGCGAAACGGAAAAUACGGUAAUGGAAGACGAUGUCAUAACUUCCGAAAAAUUCCUAUUACUGAUCGAUCAACUGUCGGUCGAUCAGAAAAAGCAUCUAAAUAUUAAGGACAUUGGCAUUAUAUUGGAGCGAUUGAGCUCGAAAAUUUUAGACGUCGAACGAUUGGACCGUGAAAGCGAAUCGGACGAUUGUUACAAUUGGACGAUGAAAGCGACUAUACGCGGCGAUGCGUUACGGGAAUUAGGUGUCAUUUAUAAUGGAAACUAUUAUGCAAUAUCCGAGCAUCCGGGCUAUAAAGAAGAAAAUGAUGAUGAUGAAGAAAAUGGUGAUGAAUGUGAGGAAGAGGACGAAGAUAGACUAUAAAAAAUGAAGCAAAACAAAACAAAUUAAACGGAGAGAAAAUAAUGAAUAAAAAUUGUUUUAAAAGAAAUGAUGAUGAUGCAGAGAAUGGAACCAGAGAGAAAACAAAAAGUAUUAAACACAAAUUAGUGAUUUCUAAUAUACCUAGUGAAUUAAACAAAAAAAA